AUGCGCCGCGCGCCGUGUUUUUUUCUGGUAGGCCGCUAGCUGAGGCGGUUUGUAAGUUUUGGGUCGCAGUAUACUAGAAUUUUGAGGCUCCCUUCCGAUGAAAACUGAGCUGUCCGUGCAGCCAUGGAACCCGGGUUACAGCAGUGAGGGGGCCGCGACUCAAGAAACUUACACAUGUCCAAAAAUGAUUGAGAUAGAGCAGGCGGAGGCCCAGCUUGCUGAGUUAGACCUGCUAGCCAGUAUGUUCCCUGGUGAGAAUGAGCUCAUGGUGAAUGACCAACUGGCUGUAGCAGAGCUGAAAGAUUGUAUUGAAAAGAAGACAAUGGAGGGGCGAUCUUCAAAAGUGUACUUUACUAUCAAUAUGAACCUGGAUGUAUCUGAGGAAGCAAUGGCGAUGUUUUCUCUGGCCUGUAUUUUUCCCUUUAAAUACCCGGCAGUUCUGCCUGAAAUUACUGUCAGAUCAGUAAUAUUGAGUAGAUCCCAGCAGACUCAGCUGAACACAGAUCUGACUGCAUUCCUGCAAAAACAUUGUCAUGGAGAUGUUUGUAUACUGAAUGCCACGGAGUGGGUUAGAGAACACGCGUCUAGCUAUGUCAGCAGAGAUACUUCAUCUUCACCCCCCACAGGAAGCACAGUCCAGUCAGUUGACCUCAUCUUCACGAGACUCUGGAUCUACAGCCAUCAUAUCUACAACAAAUGCAAAAGAAAGAAUAUUCUAGAGUGGGCAAAGGAGCUUUCCCUGUCUGGGUUUAGCAUGCCUGGAAAACCUGGUGUUGUUUGUGUGGAAGGCCCACAAAGUGCCUGUGAAGAAUUCUGGUCAAGACUCAGAAAAUUAAACUGGAAGAGAAUUUUAAUCCGCCAUCGAGAAGACAUUCCUUUUGAUGGUACAAAUGAUGAAAUGGAAAGACAAAGGAAAUUUUCCAUUUUUGAAGAAAAAGUGUUCAGUGUUAAUGGAGCCAGGGGAAACCACAUGGACUUUGGUCAGCUCUAUCAGUUCUUAAAUGCCAAAGGAUGUGGGGAUGUUUUCCAGAUGUUUUUUGGUGUAGAAGGACAAUGACAGUAAGAGUAGUUGAAAGUAUCUUGUCACUGUUGGCCUUCUGAUUUUUUUCCCCCACUUUUUCUCGAAAGAUUAAGUAAUUUUAUUUUAGUUCCAUUCUAGAAUGUUGGGGAGUGGGGGACAAGAAAAAAUAGUAUAGCUGAAAUGCAUCUGUUAAAAAUGUCAUGAUUGAAAGCAGAACUGAGUUUCAAAUUAUAACCUUAAAAUUGUUGUUAAAUACUUCUUCACAUAUCAGUUGCCCAUUUUGAAAAAGAAAUUAUCCACAAAGGUAAUGUUGGUGCUCCAAUUUGCCAGCCAUUCCCAACCCCCUUCUCCCUUACCUGCCUUCACUAAAGAACCCAGAAAAGCUAAUUGCUCCCCUUUCAGCCUCUGUUGCAACUAACAACUCUCAGUGGCCUCAGGACACAGCUUUGGCCUUGGGAAUUCUGGGAAAACUUUGCUUCCUGAUUAAAGAAACAUAUGCAGCUAGGCCACCUCCUCCCCCUCUUACUGCCAUAAACGCCAAAGUGAUGGCUGGAGCUGGAGGAGUUAUUUGAACUACGACAGAAGGAAGGACCAAGAGAACCACGAAGAUGCCAGUUGCCACAUUGUUGAGCUGCUGACCCAACACCAGCCGCUGCCUAUCUCUAGACGUCUUUUUUUUUUUUUUUUUUUUUUUUUUUUGAGACGGAGUCUCGCUCUGUCGCCCGGGCUGGAGUGCAAUGGCCGGAUCUCAGCUCACUGCAAGCUCCGCCUCCCGGGUUCACGCCAUUCUCCUGCCUCAGCCUCCUGAGUAGCUGGGACUACAGGCGCCCGCCACCUCGCCCGGCUAGUUUUUUGUACUUUUUAGUAGAGAGGGGGUUUCACCGUGUUAGCCAGGAUGGUCUCGAUCUCCUGACCUUGUGAUCCGCCCGCCUCAGCCUCCCAAAGUGCUGAGAUUACAGGCUUGAGCCACCGCGCCCGGCCAUUUAUCCAUUCUCAAAAGAACUUUCUCAUCACAAGAUUGGAAAAUCUGUACUUCCCUGGCUUAGUAUGACUUAAUCAUAAACGUCUAAAUUUGACUGAUGUCCCAGGAAAGAAAACUUGUAAAACUACUCUGUUGCAUUCUGUGUUUGUGACAUUUGAGAUCUGCAUAUUAUGCAUAACAAUCUGGUUUUUAAUAUAAUGUACAGAGACGGAACAAGUUUUAGCGGUUUAGCUGCCCCUUUAGCUGCUUAAAGUAAUAUAUGCAUCAUCUGCCCCCUUUGGUGGUAGGAAUGUCAGAUUCCAUUCUCUGUAGGGUAUUUCGUACAAAUCUGUUAGUCACUGGAGGAAUCAGAAACUACACACACAACUGGUCCAUCUGGCUGUCUGGUGGCAGCAGAGGACCUGGGAUUUCCAGGGCAACUGACAGGGCAAUAGAAUGGGCAGCAGGGAGGAAAUCUGGGGAGGUACAUAAGAUUUAGGUCCAAUAGAAGCACUGUGCUUUAAAUACCAUUCUGACCCUCAUUUAUGUUUAAUAACCUUUAUAUUUAAGAUCUAUCCACAUUGCCUUCUUCCAUUUUAUUUCUUCAGAUUUCUACAUUGUAUUACAUAAUAUAUGCUAUCUUUCACUUACUGAUUCAUUUUGUGAUAAGCAUAGUUUGCCUCCAAGUUUUUACUAACUUAAUGCAUUGUCUCUCACCCCAACUCCAUUCCUCAACCAAGUCUGACUGGUCAAGAAAUAUCCAACACCUGGUAUCAACCUGCGUGCUAGCAAAUUAAUAAAUAAUAAAUGCUUUUGGAACCAA
This is a messenger RNA of Rhinopithecus roxellana (golden snub-nosed monkey), 2805 nucleotides long. RefSeq names its product RWD domain containing 2B (gene RWDD2B). The transcript is spliced from 5 exons. The coding region runs from base 98 to 1057 and encodes 319 amino acids. Gene Ontology annotation, molecular function: protein binding. The record is from RefSeq and is a predicted model, not a curated record. NCBI's taxonomy places the organism in Eukaryota, Metazoa, Chordata, Mammalia, Primates, Cercopithecidae.